GGAGAGAGCAAUUGGAGAUGCUGAUAGACUGGCCUAUAUAGCUGUCCCCGUCGAGCUACUGCAUCCUAUAAUGCCAACAAAGCGGAGGCUCCCGCACAGGCUUCAGAGAAGAUGCCCCCCAAUGGAGCUAAAGGGGCCACUCGGAUGCGUCGAGGAAGGCCAUCAAAGAAAUGGAGCGAACCUUUCGUGAUUACAAGUGACAAAUCUCCGCUAGUCGACAUUGACUUGGUGAAGCUGUUCUCUAAUCCCAAGUCUUGGACCUGCCUCGAUGAAGAUGAGAAGAGGGAGAUCCUUUCUCUACUUCCUGCCGGAACCCACCCUAAUCCUGAUGGAAACCCUGAAGACCCAGAGUCUCAGAUAGAGCCAUUAUCUUACGAAUUUCUCCGCUACUCGAUCCCGUGGCGCGAUGCAGUGCGCCAAUUUCAGGAUGACCUACAAAAUGGCAGAUACGAUCCGGAAUGGCAGCGCCAGGCCCACGAAGCUGUAGAAGAAAGAGCUGCCGGGAAAUUUGACAAAUGGAAGGAAGAGCAAUUCGAGGAGUUCUGGGGUCAGAAGCAAAAGAUCGAUCGCGGGGUGAUUGCCGGAGAAAGUUCAAAGAUCAAGCUCGAAACUCUGGUUGAAAAUGACCUUAUACAGGUUGGUGAUAUUUGGAAAUUUACUAGAGUUGUUCGAAGAGGUAAAGAGAAGAUACUUGUUGAAAAGGAAGUGAAGGUAAUCGGCUCUGAUGGGAAACUCCUUACGUUCGCAAUCCCUUCCGGCCAGCGUGUCCUGCUUUGUGGGGUCACGAAUGACAUUGCAACAAAAACUUCUCCACAUGGAAUUCCAGACUCGCAGACUACUGAAGUUAAACUUGAGCCAACGCAGCCUGCUGUCGAAAGUGCUAUCAUUUCCACCGACAGUAGAGCAGUGCCUAUGUCGUCUGAUCCGGGUGAUGAUGCGAGUGCGAAGAGUGGCAAUUCUGGAAAGCGUUUCCAAACGGGAAACCUCAUGUCUACCCUACAGCAAUUUGUUUCUGAGAUGGAAGCGAAUGGUCCCCACGAAAACACCCUAGAUGAGCAGCCUGUGAAAACUAUGGAGGCAGAGAUAGUAACUAAUCCCAAGGAUGUCCACCAUACAAAUGCUAGUGACUGCAGCAUUACAACUCGCAACCAUUUUAUCAAAAUUCUAGAGGAGAUUAGUUCAGAUUCUGAAUCUGAACUUUCGGACUUACACACGGAAUUUGACUAUUCCAACCUUGAUCUCGCAUGGGACACCUUUCGUUUCCAACUUGAUUCAAAGUCCCAAACUGCCGAAAGGGCAAUACCUGACACCCAGGAAAGUGGGAGUUCCAUUGAGCUUAAUACCCACAAGAUUACGGCUGAAAGUGUGCCGGUCGAUCUUCCGAAAGAGACGUCUCCUAUGGGUAAUACUUUGGAAAUUUCGAAAGCUAUCAAGAGUGAUGUUAGUGCUGCUGAUCCUGAGGAAAACCAAAAGGACGGUGAGAGCAAGGCCUUUGAACACAUAACUAAAGCUAGCGAUGGCACUGAGCCCGAAACCAACGGACAGCCCCAGAUCAGGGACGUCGUGUUCAGAGGUGUCCGAGGUCCCACCAGUUUACACAACAAGAUUCUCGAGAUUGAUGGACGUAUUAAAAACCCGCCUAACGGAAACGCUUGGAAAGAUUUUCGCUGUUACAGAAACAACCAAGAUAUUGGCUCUCUUUGGGAUAUUCGACAAUCUUGGUAUCUUCGGGGUCGCUGAGAUGUUCUUUCACAACCGAAGCGAACCCGAGCGCGCAUAAUCGUCGUACACGUGAUAUCCUUGGCUACCAACAGCUAUCGCGUAUUCAAAAUCAGCAUUCUAUGAAUAUUUAGAGCUAUUAUAUGACUUUGCUCAUUGUCAGUGCAAAAACUAGAUAAUGAGAUUGUUCUACAAUGAUGCGACGACGAUUGGGUAUUUCUUUACUUUUCUCCUUUCCUUUUAGCUCCCAUCUCUUCUUGCAAAGCUUCCAGGAUUCGGGAAUAGGACUUGGGAGGAGCUUACAUUAGAUACGAUACUAUUUUGCGAGGACCUAGCGUCUGUUAUUCGGCUUAAAAUUUGUGCAUGGGCCCUUUUUUUAAAGAUAUCUACAUAUUACUAUUUUUAGUCCAAAAGCUCCUAAUCAAAGGCGAUAACUAUUCUACCAUAAAUCGUUUUAACAUUAAAGAGCUGCAUUUUAAGUUGAUAUGCAAAGCAUAUUAAGGGAUAGCAGCUUGUGCCGUAGUCUCCUCGCUAACCACACGCAUGGCAUUCUCAUCGCUAACAAUAUCCACCGCAGAACUGCAACCUAUGAAAUCCUCGAGCUCUUCGCUUAUUGUCUUUAACUUCUCUUUCACACUGGCCACGGAUUCAGCACCAACAAUGUGUCGUGCUGGUGGAUUCUCAUGGCCUCCGAUAGCGGUGAUGGCGUGUAUAGUUUCCGCCGUGAGAAGAUCCAGAUGUGCAGGACUGAGCGGCGGAUAGAGGGAAACAAUGGUCUUUGCGGAAAGUGGAUGGAGGUUCGCGUCUAUGGUGUUUUGUUCGUGGUGGGCUUCCGGGUUACUGGUGGAGGUGGUGGAGACAGAGCAAGGGGAUGGAUCGGAUAUUGGUGAUGGGACAGGUGAAUCAGGGUACCCCGUGACGCUUGGGAGGCGGGAGAGAAUGUCAUUCAGGAUUCCUCGGAAUAAUGGUGCGUGGUUAGCUGUGCGAGAGUAGGUGG
This is a messenger RNA of Coccidioides immitis RS, 2716 nucleotides long. RefSeq lists its product as uncharacterized. Bases 112 to 1740 code for a protein of 542 amino acids. The record is from RefSeq and is a predicted model, not a curated record. The transcript has 3 exons. NCBI's taxonomy places the organism in Eukaryota, Fungi, Ascomycota, Eurotiomycetes, Onygenales, Onygenaceae.